Colius striatus (speckled mousebird) is the source of this 2015-nucleotide messenger RNA. RefSeq names its product required for meiotic nuclear division 1 homolog (gene RMND1). Bases 298 to 1398 code for a protein of 366 amino acids. The record is from RefSeq and is a predicted model, not a curated record. Gene Ontology annotation, biological process: positive regulation of mitochondrial translation. NCBI's taxonomy places the organism in Eukaryota, Metazoa, Chordata, Aves, Coliiformes, Coliidae. The transcript is spliced from 10 exons.
AGCGGCGGCGCGGCUGCCUUCGGCCGCUCCCCGCCGCCUCUGCUGGGGGAAGGCGGCUGUGUAGCCCCUGCUGGGACGCUUUCCCGCGUCGCCCCCCACCUCGGACUGGCGGCAGCGCGGACGCCUGCGGGCUGGGCCUACCGCAGCGCCCGCGGGAGGAUGCAGGCCGGCCGGGGCGGCCUCCUCCGCCCUAGCCGACGGCUCUGAACCUGCCGCGAGUGGCAGAGCCCCGCGUCCCCCGUGGGUACGGCUGAAGGCUGAGCGAGGGGAGACAGUUUCAGGGUUCUAAGGGAAGCAAUGAGACUGAAAUUUCUGCACCUUCAGACUAGAUCUUUCCACGCUUUGAUGACAAGAUGCCGAUGCCAAAGCUUUAAUACAACUGGACCUGUGCUAUUAAAGCUGGAUAAUGGAGUGGACAGAACAGCAAAGUCUUGGAAUUUGUAUGCUCUGAAAACUGUUUCUGCUUGUUUGACAAGUCAAUGUAUGCAAGUCAAGAAUGGGCAAUUGCUCCAAGGAAUUGUACCAGCUUUGGGAAAGAAUGUUUAUCAUCAGAGCAGGGAAGGUUUUUUUCCAUCCUGGAAACGUUUUGGUGUGGCUAUGUUGGAAAACUACAAACUCAAUACAGAGCGUGUUAAAAAGCUUAGGAACAUAUCAACAAGAUUUUUCUCGGUUGUACCAGCUGGUAAAAUUCUUCCAAAACACACUAACCAGCCAGUUAAGAGGCCACCGAAGGCACCAAGGACCAAGCAGCCAUCCAGAACUAACCAGCCACUACUGUCAGACAUGAAGAAUCUGAUGCAGUGCACAGCCUUUGCAACAGCAGAUGAGUAUCACCUUGGUAAUCUGUGUCAUGACCUGACUUCACAUGGAUAUGUUGAAAUAACAAGUUUGCCUAGAGAUGCUGCAAACGUCUUGGUGAUUGGUACUGAGAAAUCUGCAAAAGAUGAUGAUUCUGGAAUGAUUUUUUUCUUCAGGGAAGGGGCUGUUGUAUUUUGGAAUGUGGAAGAGAAAAGUAUGAAGAAUAUAAUGCGACUACUAGAACAGCAUGAAAUUCAGCCCUAUGAAGUUGCACUAGUCCAUUGGGAGAAUGAAGAGAUGAACUACAGAAUAGGAGAAGGUCAGUCAAAGCUUCAUAAAGGAGAAAUCUUGUUAAAUUCUGAGCUGGAUAGUGAUGAAGUUGUUCUGCAGAAAUUUGCCUUUUCAAAUGCCCUUUGUCUUUCUGUAAAGCUGGCUAUUUGGGAAUCGUUACUGGAUAACUUUGUGGAAUCCAUCCAGUCAAUUCCUGAGAUACUAAAGUCACGAAGAAAAGUAAAACUGUCUCAUGCAGAUGUAAUGCAGAAAAUUGGAGAACUCUUCGCAUUAAGCAACGCAUGGCUCAUAACCAGUGACUGUAGCUGAUCCUGAAGUAUGCAGAGGAUACCAGGAGGAAGGACAGGGGUAAGCAGAACUGUUACCUAUGGGCUAGAGUUAGUAAAACUUUUCUGAAUCUCAUUCUUCCCUUAAGUUGUUCAGAAACCACUGCUACGUUGUGAAUUAAUGGGGUUUUUUUCCCAUUAAAUUAAUUCCCACUAAAUUAAUUAAAUUCUCAUUCUCCAAUUGAUUGUACAUAACAUUAAGAAUACAUACCAUUCAGAACACACUCUUACAAGAAAAACCCACCCUCAAAAUCAGUGAAGGAGGUGGACCUGCUGGAGCAGGGGGUUUGGAAUAGAUUAUCUUUAGAAGUUCCAACCCCUACCAUUCUGUAAUUCUGUGAAAUAAGUUUUUAUGGAGUCCUCCAGUAACUUUAACUCUUGUACUAUUCGGCAAGCUACUGGCAUAGUCAAGGAUUUCUCUGCAGGUACCAAAAGUUAAGGAAGGUAGCAAGUUUUUGCCAAAAAAGUCAUUUAUGCUCACUAUAGUAUUCCCAGAAAAGUUUCAGGAGAUAUGAUUAACUUUAAUAAAAAUACAACUGUAGUAAUUGUUUAAGGGAUUCUUUUCAUAUUUUACUUAAAAGUUACAGGACAAUUUUCCUG